Phyllopteryx taeniolatus (common seadragon) is the source of this 1970-nucleotide messenger RNA. It is a transcript of the gene qpct, whose product is annotated as glutaminyl-peptide cyclotransferase. Gene Ontology annotation, molecular function: glutaminyl-peptide cyclotransferase activity; zinc ion binding. The transcript is spliced from 7 exons. Bases 255 to 1334 code for a protein of 359 amino acids. The record is from RefSeq and is a predicted model, not a curated record. NCBI's taxonomy places the organism in Eukaryota, Metazoa, Chordata, Actinopteri, Syngnathiformes, Syngnathidae.
ACUCACUGCGCGCUUUUCGUUCUAAGCUGAAAUUGAAUGUGUUUACUUUUGUCGUCGUUUAUAUGUCGUAGUCCCCCAUUAAAUCAUUUUAUCUUAUUAGUUCAUCGGAAAGGGGGAAACGAACGUACGCGGAGCACCAGGCACGCGCACGCACGCACGCACGCACACAGCGGAUAAUUGCGAGCGCUCCCUGCUGCCUUCCACAUGAUCUGAAGUGUGUGCGGCUGAGAGAGAAAGAGAAAGCCGCAGAAAAGAUGGCCGAGCCUAGAAUGCGUUUUUGGGCCACUUUUGCCAUCUGGUUAACAUUCAUCCACUGCUCUAAUGGAAUCCCGUGGACGCAAGAAAAGUUGCAGCACCGAGCAGUCACACUUACAUCCAAUGAGAUCCAGACAGCUUUGUCGCACACAGACGUGUCACAGAUGUGGCAGAGGGACUUGAGGCCAUUACUUGUUACGAGGUAUCCAGGCUCUACAGGCAGCCAGGCUGUGCAGCAGCAUAUUAAAACAACGCUGGGUUCCCUUGGAGCAAGCUGGGAAGUGACAGAAGAUAAGUUCAGUUCAGACACACCUUAUGGGCCACUCCCCUUCACCAACCUCAUUGCCACCCUCAACCCAUCAGCCAAGCGCCGCCUGGUCCUGGCCUGUCACUAUGACUCCAAGUACUACCCUCAACAGUGGCACGGUAGGGAUUUUCUGGGGGCCACCGAUUCCGCUGUGCCCUGCGCCAUGAUGCUGGAGCUGGCACGAGCCCUCGAUGGAGAGCUGAAAAACCAAAAGGCCUCCAUCCCCAACUUGACCUUGCAAUUGAUUUUCUUCGAUGGAGAGGAAGCUCUCUUCCGCUGGACCUCUCUUGACUCUUUGUAUGGCUCUCGUCACUUAGCACAGAAGAUGGAAAACACCCCGCAUCCUCCAGAAGACACAGACACCAAUCAACUGGAUGGCAUAGAUCUAUUUGUGUUGUUGGACCUGAUCGGGGCCCCAAGUCCACGUUUUGGUAACCAGUUCCCAGAGACAACGCACUGGCUCUCCCGGCUGCAGAACAUAGAAAAACGUCUCCACUCCACGAAUCAACUUCAAAAUCAUCCUUACGAUGUGGAAUAUUUCUGGCCAGAUCGACCUAUUGCCCACAUUCAAGAUGAUCAUUUGCCGUUCCUAAGCAGAGGUGUCCGCAUCCUCCACCUUAUUCCCUCUCCUUUCCCCGUCGUGUGGCACACAUUUGAUGAUAAUGAGCAGAACCUGGACCGCUCCACUAUUGAGAACCUCAACAAGAUUUUACAGAUCUUUGUUCUGGAGUACCUUAAUGCCCGACCUGCCGUUACCACAAAUACCCCGUAAAGACACUAUUGUACAUCUUUUUUCAAUCAUGAACAUUUCUUAACUUAUUGAAAUGGAAGGUUAAAAUGUAAAAAGGUGCAUUUUGUUUACAAAUGUAGACAUGAACUCAUACUGGCUUAUGUGAGUUUGAGCCCAAAAUCCCAAGCAGUAUCACACAUUUUUGUUAGGACACAUCAUAUCGUGAAAGCAAAACUAUUAUCCAUGUAUGUAAAUACUGUACAUCAUACGUUUGAGGCUCAAAUUGAAUUUAAAUUUGAAUUUUCUCAUCUCUUUUGAAAAGUAGUGAAAUAAAAUCAAAUACCUGUUAGUCUUGUACAGCACCAAUUACUUUUUUUGUCAUGUGACGUCAUGUAGCCGCGAAGGGAACACACACAAAUUUGAGUUUGUAGUUUUAGUCUUGUGAUAUGUGUAUGACGAUGUCGACUUAUUUGUAUUGUAACAACAUCUUUAGCCCUCCAUAUCCUGUCUUCUUAGGUUGCAAAAUGAAUAGCCUCCUAUGCUGGUGUACUUCAUUUGCCUGCCUUUUUUUGGUAAUUAUUAGUCGGAUCUUGAUCUACUCGAAUGGAAAAUACCAGCACUCUACUUUCUGUAUCAUGGGUCAGAAAUAAAUGUUUCAUCACAAUACAAGGAAGUUCA